This is a messenger RNA of Silurus meridionalis, 1628 nucleotides long. RefSeq lists its product as uncharacterized. Gene Ontology annotation, biological process: protein ubiquitination. Gene Ontology annotation, molecular function: ubiquitin protein ligase activity. Lineage: Eukaryota; Metazoa; Chordata; Actinopteri; Siluriformes; Siluridae. The transcript is spliced from 4 exons. The record is from RefSeq and is a predicted model, not a curated record. The coding region runs from base 630 to 1136 and encodes 168 amino acids.
CUUUAAAAGUCUUUAACACCUUAACAUGUAAUUUCAGUCAGUGCAUCCCAACCCCCAGUUCCAAACACACAAACACAAGCACCCCCAACACACUGCCCACCUGCUCCUGUGUGAACAAAGGCGGCUGCCUGUUACUGGGAAAGAGACCUACCCGUAAGGUCGUCCCCUGCUCUGCUCUGCUGUGCUUCUCUGCAUAUAAUGCAAGAGAUUCUCCACCACUCCCACUUCCACACGCAGCCUUUAAAAACACACACACCAGGCAGUCACACAGACAACAGAACAGGUUCCUCUUCUCUCUCUCUCUCUCUCUCUCUCACACACACACACACACACACACACACACACACACACACACACACACUGACAGUCAAACGGCUGGAAAGGACAACAAGCACCUGAAAGACAGCUGGUACAGCAGAACGCUUUCUUGGCUAUACACCAAAAGUAAUUAGACCACAAGUCUAAUGAAUCACUGAAGAGGCCAAACAGAACCAGCAACAUUCUCUAUUGUGGAAUUUAUUCCAACUAAACCCUCCAUCUUGCAUUUAUUAAACUCAUAUGCUGGGUUAGUGAUCUCCUUAAAGAAUCCUAUUUAUAUCCCCUGCUGACUGCCUCUUGUGCACUGUGCCAUGGUGCUGUUUGAAGAUCACGAGUGUGGCGUGUGCUAUGAGCGCUACUCCAGGAGCAAGCAUGUUCCCCGUGUGCUCUUCUGCAACCACACAUUUUGUGGCCCUUGCCUAGAGACUAUGGCCACACAAAAGGGUGGUAUGCUGACCGUCAGGUGUCCGCUGUGCCGCCAAGUGUCCUGUGUGCGACAUGGUCUCUUGCUGGAUGAGGCACUGCUGGUCAACAGCCAUUUGUGGGACCGCAUAAGAGAGGAUCAAGAGUUGGAAAUAAGGGAGGAGGAUUUGGAAGAAGAAGAAGAGUAUGAAGAAGUGAAGAGAAGGAGCACUGUCACAGAGGCAGCAUCUCCAAUGCAAACUCAAUGGUCGAGGCAAUCGUCCCAGCAAGACCGUCUCAGACUACGACUCCCAGGAUUUCUGAGAAGAAUGAUUGUUCCCAGGCAGUCGCAGGAGAGGAUAGUCCCUGGAUGCAAUGUGAGAAUGAAAUCGUGGCGAAGACUGUCUGGGGAGUAAAUGCCUUGAACUAGAUCAUGCCAGACUGACCUCUCCAAUCUGCAAGAUGAACUCUUACUCUUGUUUUGCUAGUCUCAGUGAAGACAUCGUGUCAAAGGCGUUGUACUAAACGAUCAGGAUCCUCAGCAUGUGUCACUGAGCAGUAGUGGAAAAACUCCCCUGUGCUCUUUGUUUUUUUGAACUGUGAUUUCCACAUGAACGGUUCAACCAGUCUAUCUGUGAGGAUCGUUUCAUUAUCCAUUCCAUCCAUAAUCCUCUACAGCUGCUGUGAUGGGAUCUGGUUCAGCUGUUCCAACACAGACAGGGGCAAAAAAGAAAAAGAGUGAGAGUCCCAGAUUGCAAUAUGUGGUGGAACAGAUGGCCUCCUGAGAGAAAGCCCCCCUCCUGCUUCAAACUGCACCCCAACAACACCACUAAAAACCCCUUUAACUUAUUAUUACUGUUCCUAUUUAGGUUAUUUCUAAAUUAUUUUUAAUUAAAUGGUGUUUUCAA